Molecule: messenger RNA, 1535 nt
Organism: Strigops habroptila (Kakapo)
Lineage: Eukaryota; Metazoa; Chordata; Aves; Psittaciformes; Psittacidae
Gene: HOXB7
Product: homeobox B7
Exons: 2
Coding region: 169-822 (217 amino acids)
Biological process (GO): regulation of transcription by RNA polymerase II
Cellular component (GO): nucleus
Molecular function (GO): RNA polymerase II transcription regulatory region sequence-specific DNA binding; DNA-binding transcription factor activity, RNA polymerase II-specific
Source: RefSeq, a predicted model, not a curated record
GGCGCGGGCGGCGAUUGGCGCCGCCGGAGCCACGUGCCCGCGCGUCACCGGGCCGGGAGGAAAAAGGCUCCUUUUGGUGUAAAUCUGGACUCUAAUUCCGUAAUAUAUCACGGUACCUCGUAAAACCGACACUAAAACGUCCCGACCUACAAAUCACCCGGCCAAAUUAUGAGUUCAUUGUAUUAUGCUAAUGCUUUAUUUUCUAAAUAUCAAGCCGCAAGUUCGGUUUUCCCAUCCGGAGUCUUUCCCGAGCAAACUUCGUGCGCUUUCGCCUCCAACACUCAGCGAACAGGGUAUGGGGCCGGAUCCACGCCUCCCUUCGCCGCCUCCAUGCCCGGGCUGUACUCCAGCGGCAGCGCCGUGCACCCCCAGCCCCCCAGCAUGUAUUCCUCCGGUUACGGCCUGGAGCCCGGCUCCUUCAACAUGCACUGUUCCCCUUUCGAGCAAAACCUCUCCAUGAUGUGCCCGGGAGAUGCCUCCAAGCAGAAUUGCAGCAAAACGGACCAGAGGGACUCAGAUUUGCAAAGCGACAGUAACUUCCGCAUCUACCCCUGGAUGAGGAGCACAGGCACCGACAGAAAACGCGGCCGCCAGACCUACACCAGGUACCAGACCCUGGAGCUGGAGAAGGAGUUCCACUACAACCGGUACCUGACGAGGAGGAGACGCAUCGAGAUCGCCCAUGCCCUGUGUCUCACCGAGAGACAGAUCAAAAUCUGGUUCCAGAACAGGCGCAUGAAGUGGAAAAAGGAAAAUAAAACUGCCUGCUCCGGCUCCAACAGCCAGGAGAAACCAGAUGCGGAGGACGACGAGGAAGAGUGAAAGGGGCGAGAGAUGGAGGCAGGAAAUGUGGAAACCCACGCGAGAAGGAAAGAGGGGGAAAACACACAGAAAAAAAAGACUAUAUAUUAAAAUAGAUAAAUGAUAAGUGCAUAAAUAAUUAAAAACCCUAGGAAUGAUACGUUGUGUUUCAUGACACUGAAAAAAAUACUACCUAUAUUAAAGUUUUUUUUUUUUUUUUUUUUUUUACAGUAGAAAGACGAUCUACCUAUUCCUGUGGCUUUAGAGUCAGAAUAGACACACUUUUCUAUGUGAGUCGUCCUAUAGUCCAAGUAAUUUGUAAAGCUCCGUUUGUACUUCGCUGUGUAUUUUCGGUAUGAAGUAACGUGGUCGUGUUUAGCACCUUUAAUUUAGAAAAUGUGACCUGAAAAGUCUGAAUGCAAAUUCUACUUAGCAUAUAGAGUCCUGUACAUAAUAGGAAUGAUGGUUACUCCUUCUCCCUGCAACCUCCGCGGUUCUUUUCUCCUCGCUAUGCUCUUUUCUCUGUGUAUAUUUUUACCUGGAUUUCUUCGUUGUUCAAGUCUCUACGAAAACAAAAAACCACAAAAGAAGAUGAAUUAAUAUUGUGCUACGUAAAAUGUUGUAUAUCAAAGUAGCAAAUUAUUUAAUGGCGACGCGUUGCUUUUUUUGUUUUUUUUACCCCUUUGUCUGUGAUUAUUAUUAUUCGAAAUAAAAAGGAAAUCUCCAAUAAUCUA